Messenger RNA from Sphaerulina musiva SO2202, 2209 nucleotides. Its product is annotated as phosphoglycerate mutase-like protein. Gene Ontology annotation, biological process: dephosphorylation. Gene Ontology annotation, molecular function: phosphatase activity. The record is from RefSeq and is a predicted model, not a curated record. Bases 341 to 1801 code for a protein of 486 amino acids. The transcript is spliced from 4 exons. NCBI's taxonomy places the organism in Eukaryota, Fungi, Ascomycota, Dothideomycetes, Mycosphaerellales, Mycosphaerellaceae.
AGGAGCUAUCAAGUCUUGGCCAAGAAGCACCCUCUCUCACGAAUUGACGGCUCGUCCUUGGUAUAGACAUACCGGAACAACGCGUCCUCGUCACAGUUGAUCACAUGGCUCCCAGCAGCUUCUCUUUUCAUCCUCCUGGACUCAGUGGGCACUUUCGGCCCUGGAGAAGACAUUCACUCCCAAUGCCAAGACCUUUAUCCAGUAUCUUCACGUCUCUUGGCUGCGGCCGACAACAAAACCAGUAGUAGCUACAUAUUCGAAGCUUUCGCCGCCCACCACUACUCUUGCUCGGCUACACUUUUGCAGCUUGACUCUUUCCACCAAACGUAUAUCGUGCACCAUGAAGUCUCACGCUCUGCUCAUCACCGCACUUGCAACGCCUAUUCUGGGCAGAACGGUUCACAGCGUGAUCGUCUUCAGUCGUCAUGGAGAUCGCACGUCAAAGGUCUAUCCGGGCUACCAGAUGACCAGCUUGGGAGCACAGCAAUGCUACAACUCCGGCUCCUUCUACCGGGAUCUCUACGUUGCCGAUGGAGCCCCAUCUCAGAUCGCAGACAUCUCUUCUACCCAAGCCGAUCACGCCCAGUUGUGGGCAUCUGCACCCGAACAACCCGUUCUCUUCCAAACCGCCACCAACUUUCUCCAGGGCCUGUAUCCUCCACUGCAAUCUCUCGACUCGAAUUUGGCGACGGAAGAGCUCGCCAACGGGACAUCCAUCGAAGGCCCACUGAAUGCGUAUCAAUAUGUCCACAUUCAAGGCGAGGCAGACAAUGCACCUGACACGAUCUGGUUGAAAGGCGAUGAUGCCUGCCCGGCGUGGAAUCGGGCAUCGAGAACUUAUCGUGAUUCCACUGAAUACCAAGCAACUCUUGCAAGAACAGCCGAAUUCUAUUCCCAGUUCGAUGGACUACUCGGACCAAUUCUCGGGGCUGAGAACGUUUCCUUUGCGAAAGCAUACGAUGUGUUUGACCUGUUGAACACCGCCAAGGUUCACAACGAGAGCAUCGCGGGACAGAUAUCCGACGAAAACUUGGAUGAGGCGAGAUAUUUGGCGAAUGAAUGGGAGUGGAAUAUGAACUACAACUCUUCCCUCCCCGACCGCUCGAUCGGUGGCGAAUCCCUCCUGGGAGGCAUGCUCCGCCAAAUCAAGUCUGUCGUCGAUGAUGAAGCCGCCACGAAAUUCUCUCUCAUGACUGGAUCAUACGAUACUUUCCUCGCAUUCUUCGGAAUCAUGGGUCUUCCGGCCGUAGAGCCCAACUUUUACGGGAUCCCCGAUUAUGCGAGUACGAUUACGUUUGAGCUCUACUCCGAAGCAGACAAUGCGACAUUUCCUGCAGCUGGCAAUGUCGACGAGGAACUUCUGGUGAGGUUCCUGUUCCGCAAUGGCACUGAAGCAGACUCGGAGUUGACGUCCUAUGCACUUGCGGAUUUGCCCGUCGAAGAGAGCGGAGGAGUGAAAUAUGGAGCUUUCCGGAAUGGAUUGGAAGGUGAUGCCAUGUCGAGCGUGGGCGCAUGGUGCCAGAGGUGUGGGAGUCAAGCAGAAUUUUGCUUGAGCGCUGAUGCCACCAUGGAUGGUGAAACAGCAUCCUCAUCCGCUGGCAACGAGAACGGUGGCCAGAACAGCGGUCUUUCGGCUGCAGCAGGUGGCGGAAUUGGCGCGGGUGUCACCCUGGCUGUAGUUGCUGCAGUGGCAUUGCUCGCGUGGGUAAUGUUGCGUAAGAGGAGUUCCGCUGUUGUUGGGGAAAAGGGUAGCCAGGACGACCUGUUCCACAAGAGUGUCAGUGACAGCGAGAGUGUAUGAGGCUCUCAACUGCGGACACUGCGGAAUGUGGAGCAUACAGACCGACACUCUGAGCAUCUCCGGAGUAUAAAAAACAAAAAAAAGCCAAGUUCAUUUUAGACAAAGAGUUCAAGAUGCCGUUCACUUGCCGCGAUCACCACACCCACGUGGUUGCCAAGGGUUGAAGUGGAAACUUGCUCAUCCAGCCAAGACUCUGCAACCUCUCAGACUCUCAGCAGCGGCCAGACGUCUGCCCUAACACGAGCCUUGCGCCUUUUUAGUCUUUUGUAGAAUCCUCAAGGCACAGACUGAUGCAGUAACUUGUCCGACAUGCUCCUGUGUGUGGCGUUGGCUUCCCUGCUCAAACCUGCUCACUCACUCAAUCACUCACUCACUCACCCACUGUUGAUUCUCCCUCCUUUAUUCACC